CCGUCGAGUACACAGGAAUCAUCAUCGACAACCGCGUGUUGAAUAUAACUAUCUUCGAUGGUCGGAUCGUAAUCGGCUACAAACAUCUUCUGGAAAAACUGAAUGGUGAUCGCGCUUUUACCCACACCACCGUCACCUACCACCACCAGCUUGUACGUAGGCAAUGGAUGGUUUGGGGCCUGGGUUAUGGCGCGCCGAUUGCGAGUUAACUCUUGCUGUGUCGUGUACGCGAAACUCGACGGCAGCUUGUCUGCAUAAAAUAUAAAGGAAUGAGGGGAAAAAUUCGUUUGUUUGUUAAUAAUUAGUAUUAUUAUUGAAUUACCGGUAGGCAAAUCCAGUUUACGUGAUCAAACGUACAAAAGUCACCAUUGCCAUCAUAGCAGCAGGGUAAUAGAACAAAAAUUCAAAAUCGGGUGUUGAGGGAUCACGGUAAACGAAGAGCUGUUAUGAACACCGGAGUAGUAAGCGAUCGAGUCACGUUUGAAAUUACAAUUUUACAAGUCAGAUUUACACAUGUCAUCAAGCUUGCGCAUUAACUGUGGUACGAUUUACGCUGGGCAGUGGUGUAGUCGCGUAGAAGACUGCCAGCAAUAAAAUAGCAUCGUUAAAGACAAAAAUCGUUUCUCUAGUAGUCUUAUCAGUCGUGCAUCCAAGAGUAUCCGGACGGAGUGAUAAAAGGCGAUGAACGGAUAAACGGCGUUGGCCCAUAGACCUCAGAAUGAGGUACCUAUAAAGUUUAUGGACCAACCAUAGAUAUCUUUGCGCAUGCGUAUCCCAUCCGGAAUGACCGAUAAGGAUAACCCGAUACCCUUUGAGCCCGCGUACUUAAUAAAAAUAAUAAUUUUUGAAAUUUGAAUUGUUUCACCCGUCACGUGUCCAUUAUCACUUUGAGGCUAUUGCUUUCAAUGCGUCCUUCACCAGGAAGUCCUGUUGACGACGACGACGAACGAUGACUUCCCCGACAACGGUGGUUACGGCCAACGAAAAUAUCAAAGGGUACGUGCUCCACGAAGGUCCAGCGUACUCAUUGGCUCUAAACAAUGAUCACACUCACGUCGUAGUCGCCGGUAGAAAUGGUAACGUAUUAUAAAUUAAUGCUCGGGGUGUUCCUUAUACAGGACCCAGGGCUCGUUACUGAGGAUCAACGUUGUAUCAAUCCCAGAGUUAUCACGAUCCUCAUUUUGUCAUUUUUUCAGUACUCAAAGUGUUUAUCAUCGAACAAGGCGGCUUUAAAGAGUGGGUCAACUUGCGAUGUGGCAAAACAUCCAAUGUACAAAAUUCGUCGAGCAUGGAUGUCGAUUGGAAUCCAUCUGAUGGUAAUGUCACAACAAAUGAUAAACGUUGUGUAUUGUACUGUUGUUUGGUGGACUUAUUAUUUUUCGUUUAAAAUAUUAAAUUAUUAGUUCUAUCCUGUAUUUCUAUAGACAACAUCCUGGCGACGGCCACAACUGGCGGUGCGGUGGUCACGUGGAACUUGAACAGAGCGUCUAGAAACAAACAAGAACACGUUUUCUAUGACCACAAAAGAACCGUGAACAAAGUGACAUUUCAUACAGGUGAACCUAACUUGUUGAUGUCUGGCUCUCAAGAUGGUACCAUAAAAUGUUUUGAUUUGAGAUUAAAAGAACCUGCUAAAACUUACACGAGGUACCCAUUUAAUAUUUCUACAAGUUUAGUUGCGUAGCCAGAGAGGGUUUUGUAACCCCCUUGCCUUUUUUUUUAGCUAUGUAUAAAGUUUACGUGUACAUGUUUCAUGAAAUUACACCAUGCAUAAAAUGUUAUAUUUUAGCGAUUCGGAAAGUAUCAGAGACGUCCAAUUUAGUCCGCACAAUAAUUUUGUAUUUGCUGCAGCUUCAGAAAACGGUACUAUCCAAAUAUGGGAUUCUCGAAAAGCCGAUAAAUGUCAGAGCAAGUAUUCUGCUCAUAAUGGGCCAGUAUUUUCUUGUGAUUGGCAUUCAGAACUUCAAUUGUUAGCAACUGCAAGUCGUGACAAGACAAUUAAAGUAAAUUCAUUGAGGAAAUAUUGUUGCUCUUUAUUAUUUACGACUAGAUACAAAUAAUUAAAUUAUUAUUUUUAAUUUUUUCGCUAGGUGUGGAAUGUCACAACAAACAAGCCUAUCGCUGAAUACACAAUAAGCACUACUGCCCCAGUAGGACGCAUCAAGUGGCGACCAUAUCGUAAAUAUCAUUUGGCUUCCAGUGCCUUAGUUCUAGACUCAGCUAUAAAUGUGUGGGAUGUGCGUAGACCUUACAUUCCUUAUGCAUCAUUUACUAAACACACAGAUGUGGCUACUUGUAUCGCUUGGAAAGGAGAUCCAUUUGUACUUUUGUCGACAAAUAGAGUUAUGUUAGAUCUAUUAAAUGUUUACAAAAUAUAUUUUAAUUUUAAUUUUUUUUUUUUUAAUAAAAAUUGUACCUACACAUUAAUAGGAUAGCACUUUACAUCAAAAUUUCAUGAGUGAAGCUGAUUUACCAUUGGAGCGUUCUAACCAACAUGGAAUGGUUUUCAUGAAAAACGGUGAUCUGAUGCAUUGUACUGCAGCCAAUUUAGAAAACUUAAAGUCUGAGAAUAACAAGUCCAAAGAAAAUUCUAGGUAACCUAAAUAUUUUAAUAAAAAAUACAUAGAACUAUUUAAAGUUAAAAAAAAAAACGGCAAUAUUAAUAUUGCUGUUGUAAAAAUGUGUGUAACAGAAAAACUUCGACAACAAUUAGCAGCGAAGAAGAUCUAAACACAUCGAGCAUAUUAAGAUCAUUCCAAAAUUUAAGAGAAGUCAUUGAUGAUCCAUCGCACUGUAUUGAAAUGUGCGCUCUUGAAUAUAAACUUCAAGGAAAAUCAAUAGGUGAACUCUGUGAACACAAUGCUAGUGUUGCUGCUAGUGCUGGUAGACAUACUGUAAGUUAUCUCCAAUGAUAAUUUCUAAUCACAUUAAUUUGUAUAUAAUUAUAUUGGCAUUAAAGUAUUAAUCAUCUCUAAAUGUACUUGCACACUAUUUAGGUGUAUUUAUUGUGGAAUAUACUACGAAUACUGUAUGAUCAUCGUAUGUCCCUCGUUGUCCUCAAUAAUACCAUAAUGUGUAGUUCCAAAAUUGAAAGUGGUGGUGAUGAUAGUAAUGACAGCAGUGAUGAAGAUGGUAAAAAAGAUUUGAUUUACCGAAUAGGCGAUUUUCAUUUUGGCGAUGCAGAAAUUGAUCCCUUGAGUGCCGACCUUGACCAGUAUGACUUAAUCGGAUUACCAAUGGACAGUAAAACCGUGCAAGAAGUCAUUGCAUGGUCAGUGCCCACAGGAACCAUAAACUUACGACACAAAAUCAAGAAUCAGCCUAUAAUCGAUAAUCCUUAUGUACCCAAACUAGCACUUCGUAAAAUGAGUAAAUAAAUUGAAUUAUAGUUAAUUGAUCGUCAUCAGAUAGUAUUACUUACCAGUAUUUGCUUUCUGAUGAGCAAUGUAUAAAAAAAUGCAUUAUCAUAGUUCCAAUAGUUUAAUGUUGGUUGAGUAAACUUAUUUUUGUGUUAAAAUAAAUAUGAGAAGUUUUAGUAAAUUUUCAUAGAACAAUUUUUAAAAAAUUGUCUAAUUAUAUUUAAAAACGUUAUUGGUAAUUUCGAUUUCGAUUCAAAAAUCAUUUUAAUAGACAUUAAGUACUAUUUCUCACAUUUAUUUUGGCCUAAAAAUCAAGUUCAGGAACACAUUUUUGCUAUACUACUGGUAAGAUUAAAAGAGAUGGCAAAUCGCAGGCUUAAAACUAGAAUGUUCUAUCUAUUUUAAAAUGUUACUUUUUUCUAUUUUUUAGUUUACAGAAAAUAUCUUUUAAGUUUAUUUUAAGGUUAAUAGAGAUAGUAGUGAUCAUGAUAUCUAGAAUCAUUCAGUUUUAUCUAUCCGCAGAAAUACUAUAUUUACCCUUGUACAAUAAUGUUAAAAAAUAUGAUAGGAUCUUCUGAAUUCCAGCCCAAGAAAUGCAGGUUAAUGUCCUUUUAAACUUAUUUGCAAUUGUUUUAUAGAUAAUUGUCUGACCUCUGCACCAAUACUACAAAUAACGUCACCAGCAAAAUUUGAUGGUUGGAAUCCAUCUGAAAUUGUGGUUAAUGCCCUUCGCCAUCAUGCUGACAUGGGUGACAUCCAAACAGUAGUCAGUGUAUUAUGCAUUCUAAAUGAUGAAACCAGAAGUGAAUUCACCAAUCCCAACCGUCCUUGGCACCUUACACUCCGUGAAAUAGAAAUAUGGUGGGCUAGUUAUAUAGAGUUACUGAAUAAAUUCAAAUUGUGGACCUGCUCUACAACAGUAAUUUAGUUUAAAAGAUGAAUAUAUAAUCUAAAAUCUACGAGUUACUUUAAAAUAAUAAAUAAACAAUUUAGGUCAUCCAAUGCUCACGUCUCAAUAGCAUACUACAGUUGCAUCGGACUUCCACUUCUGUGUAUUUGAGUUGUGGAUUGUGUUUCAAAGGAUUGAAUCGAAACAGUCGACACUGUUACAGUUGUCGCCAAUCUGAAUGUGCACGGUGUGCUUUGUGUCAAAGGAUCGUAAAAGGAAUGUUCGCUUGGUGUCGAGGUUGUGCCCACGGUGGCCACAUUAAUCAUAUGAAGCAAUGGUUUAUGGAAAAUAAAUAUUGUCCGACAGGCUGUGGUCAUAAGUGUGAAUAUCAAAAUAUCCAAGUACCUAAUAUGUAAGUGUUAUUUUUCUGAUUGUGCUAUAUAGCACUGUAUAUAUAUUAUAUAUAUUCUUAAAUAUAUUUUUUUUAAAAUAUUAAUGUACCUAGUGAUACUACACACCAAUACAAUAUAAAUAGAUAAAAAAAAAAACUAGUAAUUGAUACUUUAAAAUUGAUAUAAUAAAAUUGUAUAAAAAUAAUACAUAAAAUAAAUAAUAUAUAUAUAUAAUAUUAUUGGAUUUUGAUAAUUUGAGUAUUAAGCAAUAUUAAUAUAUCUAAUAUAAUUUAAUACACUUUAUGUGAUGUUAUAUUAUUAUGUCUUCAAAUAGAUGAACAUUUGUUUAAUUAUUGAAACCCGUACAAAUAUUUUUUCUAAACAUCACAUGGAACACAUUUAAUUUAAUAUAAGUUAAUACAUAUGUAUUAUAAAUUAAAUAUAUAAAAGCUAAAUGUUUAGAGAAAAGAAAAGGAAAAAUGCAUAUUUCUGUUAAUAUAAAAUCCACAAUAUAAUAUAUUUUUAGGAGAUAUUAUGAUGAUGAAUCAUUACAUCACUUAAAAUGGAAAUUGAAAAUAUUGAUAGCGUAUUUUAAAAAAAAGUAAUAAAUAAUAAAGAAUUAAAUUUCUUUUAUGUUGAUGGUCCCAAAUUUUCACAAUAAAUUACAUUUCAACUUCUUUCGUCUGCCUUUCUCUUUACCUCGUCCAUUCGCUCCUUUGACAUCUUCCUUCUUGCGAGCACGAAUCUCACGCAUCAAGUCAAAAAAUACCUGUAAAUAUUUUAAACAGAUUUCAAUUUGUUAUAUUAGAAAAUAUUUUAAUUUUUCAAGCCAUAUACCUUAUCAACAUUAUCUCUUGUCUUAGCUGAUGUCUCGACAUAUGGCACACCCCAUUCUUGAGCUCUAGACUGAGCUUCGUUCAAUGACACUUUUCGUUUAUCUGUCAAAUCUCCUUUGUUACCCACUAAUAAAAAAGGUAUAUUAUCAUCGUUCUUCACUCGCAGAAUUUGUUCUCUAAAA
Molecule: messenger RNA, 5658 nt
Organism: Cinara cedri
Lineage: Eukaryota; Metazoa; Arthropoda; Insecta; Hemiptera; Aphididae
Source: the annotation of a GenBank genome assembly